Molecule: messenger RNA, 1786 nt
Organism: Syzygium oleosum
Lineage: Eukaryota; Viridiplantae; Streptophyta; Magnoliopsida; Myrtales; Myrtaceae
Product: histone-lysine N-methyltransferase ASHR1
Exons: 14
Coding region: 206-1636 (476 amino acids)
Cellular component (GO): nucleus
Molecular function (GO): protein binding
Source: RefSeq, a predicted model, not a curated record
ACGCCUCUCUCCGACGGUCCCCUUCUAGGCUCGUCGAAGUUUCGAGGCAACCCAUGAAACGUCUGUCUCUCUCUCUCGCUCUCUCACGUUUCCGUGGAAUGGCUGAUGCUUUGAGCUCCAGUGGGUGACGUUGCUUCCGACAGUUCGUUUUGGGUUUUGGCUGAUUUACCGCCAAAUUCCGCCGACCAUCCUCGAGCUCGGGUCCAUGGAGGAUUUGAAGACUGCCCUUCACAAGCGGUGCCUGGCGGUCGCUUCUCUUCCGGAGAAGGGCCGUUGUCUCCUCGCCACCAGAGACUUCCGCCCAGGGGAAGUGAUUAUCAGCCAAGACCCGUAUGUUUUCGUGCCGAACUCGGCGGAGCCGAGGUGUGAUCGCUGUUUCGCCUCGACUGACCUGAGGAGGUGUUCGGCUUGUCAGGCGGUUUGGUACUGUGGGAGCUCUUGUCAGAAAUCAGAGUGGAAGGUGCAUCGUCUCGAAUGCAUGGCUCUAGUGAGGCUCGAUAAGGAAAAGAGGAAAUCUGUUACCCCGUCCAUACGUUUGAUGAUUAAGCUCUACAUACGAAGAAAGCUGCAAGAUGAGAAGAUCAUAUCGACUACUGCAAUGGACAUUUAUAGUCUGGUGGAUGCUUUGGUGGCCCACAUGUCGGAAAUUGAUGAGAAGCAGCUGGUGCUCUAUGCACAAAUGGCUAACCUUGUAAACAGAAUACUCCAGUGGCCCGAGAUCAACAUGAGAGAAGUUGCAGAGAACUUUUCCAAGCUUUCAUGUAAUGCACAUACAAUCUGUGAUAGUGAGCUCAGACCACUAGGAACUGGACUUUAUCCUGUCAUCUCUAUAAUCAAUCACAGCUGCUUGCCAAAUGCAGUAUUGCUAUUCGAGGGAAGGAUGGCUGUGGUUCGUGCUGUACAACAAAUAGUGCAAGGUUCUGAGGUCUUGAUAAGCUACAUAGAAACUGCUGGAAGCACUACGACUAGACUGAAGUCUCUUAGAGAACAAUACCACUUUGCUUGUGCAUGUCCUCGCUGUGCCAAAUUGGGGCAACCUGAUGAUAUCAAAGAAAGUGCAAUUUUGGAAGGCUACAGAUGUGAAGAUGACAGAUGCUCUGGUUUGCUGCUCUGUGACUCUGAGAAACAAGGAUUUGUGUGCCAACUGUGUGGACGUGUAAGGAACAAAGAAGAGAUAAGAGGCAUUGCUAGUGAAAUUAAAUUGAUGUCAGAGAGGACGUCAUCGUCUAUGUCCCCUAGCCAAGCUGUUUCCGUCUAUAAGAUGAUUGAGAAUCUUCAAGGGAAACUAUAUCAUCCUUUUUCAAUCAUCUUGUUGCAAACCCGAGAAAAGAUAUUGAAGAUGUUGAUGGAUCUGCAAGGUUGGAAGGAAGCUCUGGUGUACUGCAAGCUAACAAUUCCAGUUUAUGAAAGAGUCUAUCCAGGGUGCCAUCCUUUGCUUGGGUUACAAUACUAUACCAGCGGAAAACUUGAAUGGUUACUUGGCGACACGAUAAAUGCUAUCAAAUCACUGACCAAAGCAGUUGACAUACUUCGGGUGACUCACGGGACAAAUGCAGAGUUUGUGAGAGACCUCAUGAUGAAACUGGAAGAAGCGCGUGCCGAAGCUUCUCACAAUCUUUCAUGUGCAGAUGAAUAGCACAUCGGGACUCGCAUGCAGAGCACUUACAAAGGCCGGUGUACGAUAUGGAAGUUGCCCAUUUUGAGAGUUUCCUUGGUUGCUUGUGACAUUCAUGGUUUAGUAAAUGGAGACAUUCCGUUCCGGAGUCUCCCUCUUGAACAUUUUCGA